Messenger RNA from Podarcis raffonei (Aeolian wall lizard), 1108 nucleotides. RefSeq names its product guanidinoacetate N-methyltransferase (gene GAMT). Gene Ontology annotation, molecular function: guanidinoacetate N-methyltransferase activity. Gene Ontology annotation, biological process: creatine biosynthetic process. NCBI's taxonomy places the organism in Eukaryota, Metazoa, Chordata, Lepidosauria, Squamata, Lacertidae. The transcript has 6 exons. Gene Ontology annotation, cellular component: nucleus; cytoplasm. The record is from RefSeq and is a predicted model, not a curated record. The coding region runs from base 183 to 896 and encodes 237 amino acids.
AUCACCCUUCCCUUUUCAACUCAGCACUCCUGAGAUGCAGAGUCAGCUGUUUCCGCCUCCCCUUUGCCCCCCAGCUUCAUCUAUUUAAAGCCAACUUAUUUAAAGUCCAAAGGGGUUCCUGCUGGGAUCUGUUAAAUCUCCAGCUCUCUCUUUCUCUCUCUGCCUCUCCAGCUCCAGCCAACAUGACUUCCUCCUCCGAAACCGCCCAGCCAAUUUUUCUGGAAGGGGAGAACUGCAAGCCCUCCUGGAAAGAAGCUGCCGCGGGGUAUGACCCAACGGACACCCACUUGGAAAUCAUGGGGAAGCCUGUUAUGGAGCGCUGGGAGACCCCAUACAUGCAUUCCCUCGCUUCUGUGGCCGCUUCGAAAGGGGGCCGGGUGCUGGAGGUGGGUUUCGGCAUGGCGAUCGCCGCCACCAAAAUCGAGGAGUUCAACAUUGAGGAGCACUGGAUCAUUGAGUGCAACGAGGGUGUCUUCCAGCGGCUGAAGGAGUGGGCGAAAACACAGCCUCACAAGGUCGUUCCCUUGAAGGGGUUGUGGGAGGACGUCGUCCCCACCUUGCCGGAAGAACAUUUCAACGGAAUCCUCUACGACACCUACCCCCUCUCAGCCGAAACCUGGCACACUCACCAGUUCAGCUUCAUCAAGGGCCAUGCUUACCGCCUUCUGAAGCCCGGAGGGGUCCUCACCUACUGCAACCUGACCUCUUGGGGAGACCUCCUCAAGAACAAGUAUUCGGACAUCGAGAAGAUGUUUCAGGAAACGCAGGUUGAGCACCUGGUGGAGGCCGGUUUCAAGAAGGAGAACAUCCACACGGCUGUCAUGGACCUCAUCCCUCCGUCCGACUGCAGAUACUACUCCUUCCCCAAAAUGAUCACUCCCGCCCUCAUCAAGUAGAGCUGUCAGCCCGUUCCCCCACCGGCCAGCUCUCCGAGGAAGGGCAUGCUGACCGCAGCAGCAGCAGCCGAGACGAUCCGCUCUUUUGCGGCCAAACAGAAAUCGGGGAGGGAGAUGGCCUCUCAUUUUUCGAGCCUCCGGGCACAUGGACACGAGCCCUUUAGCCAAAAAAAUUGCAAUCUGUUCUGUCGAUCAAGAGAAUUCUUUUCCAC